Molecule: messenger RNA, 1947 nt
Organism: Pseudomassariella vexata
Lineage: Eukaryota; Fungi; Ascomycota; Sordariomycetes; Amphisphaeriales; Pseudomassariaceae
Exons: 2
Coding region: 1-1947 (648 amino acids)
Source: RefSeq, a predicted model, not a curated record
AUGUCCGACGCGGGUGGAAACAAUGCGGGAAACGACCAGUCCCCGGGAGCUGGCAAGUCGAGUGCACCCAAGGAUAGGAACUGCCCAUUCUGUAGCCAAGCGUUUACCUCGUCGUCGCUUGGAAGACAUUUGGACCUGUACAUUAAAGAGAAAAACCCCAAGCCUGCCGAUGGCGUGCACGAUGUCGACCAGAUCCGCAAGAUGCGUGGGAGCAUCACGAGGAGACAGCCGCGAGGAUCUCUCGCGCGGCGGGAUUCGUCCGUCCCCGGGACUCCGACUGCGUCAACGACGACGGCCAAGAGCCCGGCACCAGGAUCCAGCCUGAAGCGGCCCUCGAUCCCCAGAGAGGGCCAAUACGUCGUGGACCAGACGCCCAAGUACCCCUUUCAUACCAGUUGGGAAGCGACAGGUGUGAUUAAUGACAUACCCACGGCCAAUGCGGAGAGCUGGGAUGAGAACAUGAGCCAACAGCAGCCGGGGCAAGCCAGAAGAGCAAGUGCGCAAACACAACAACGGGCGCCCACCCGGGUGGCCCAGAGACAGCAACUGGACGCCCGGCAGAAGCUCACGGAUGCUGUCGAUACGGCGAGGGCAGCCGAGUUGGCCCUGAGGGAACUGCUUAGUUCAUGGAGGGCAGCAAAGCAGCAAAUCGACAUGAAUUCCCUCCCCUUCGACUUCGAUCCCCUCUCCCUCGAUUUCCCUGCCCUCACACUGCAAUGUCUCCAAGCGCCUCCCACUUUGUUUUCCUCGACUCCCCAUCCCACAUCUACGUCAUGGUCAAUACAGCCGCCCGCGCAGAAGCAGUUUGAGGCUCUGCGGAUGUGGUUCGAGGAAGAAUUCAGGAAAUGGAGAGUAGCUUGCGCCGCCGCUACCACGGCUUCCACCGAAGACGUUCCGUACCCGCCCACCCACACACACGUACCUAAUGAUUUGCGAGAAAGUGUCCAGAAAGCUGAGAAGGCUGCUGCCAUGCUCGAGAAGCAAGUCGACGAACACUUGCAGUCCACAUACCAGGUGUGGGAACAGCUGCCUGUGCAGAGAAGAACCGAACUUUGGAGUCUAGAGUUGGCCAGGAGCGUUGGCCGGAGACAAAAGGAAAUAGAGAAGCUGAAGGAGGCGCAGCAUGCCAUGAAGCAGGACAAUGUCAACCUCAAGUCUCAGAUCGACCAGCUCAACCACUUGCAGCAACCCAGAGAGUUUAGGAUAAUGCCACCAACCACUGUCCCCUUUGACCAAUCCCUCGUGUCAUACUGCUUGGAAUUUGGCGUAAAGGGUGUGCACGGUCUCGGUCUAAACAUAGACGAUCGUCAUCUGGACCUUGGUGCCCUGGUCUCCCGCGCUAUUGAACGGUGGAAGAAUGUCAUCGUGGCUUCUAGAGGGGCUGCCGGCAUGAAUGCCCAGCGGCCAUUGGAGCAACCAGCAACAACGACACCAGCCACGACGACACCGACCCCAGUGGCACAAACUCAACCUAAACCAUUAUCCAAGACACAACCGCCCCAACCAAGACAAAUAAUACCACCCACCACGCAAGGUCCGUCAAACGACUCGAGAUCUACCACAACAGCUACAACAACAUCAACUUCUGUCAACGACGAAGGAAGUGACCAAGAUGCCGAUGCCGAUGCCGAAAUGGAGGAGGACGACAGUCUUGCGCCCAUCAGCACGCCCAUCGUAGUCAAGCCACCCCAACAGCAGCAGGCGGAAGUACCGCAGACGAGGCAACACGCUCAACAGCGGUUAGCCGCCAACAACGAUGCCCGUUUCGCCAUGAAUGGUGCUGGCAACAUGGGCGGCAACCAAAGGAUGAACAUGAACCGACCCAUGAACAUGAAUGCCGCCGCAAUGCAAGCCCACAACCAGCGCGGGGGCCGUGUAAUGACCAGUGGCGACUACAACCCGGUCGUCUCGGGCGUAGGCAGUGGUGACCCAAUGUAUAUGGAUUAG